AUGAGGCUUGGCGCCAAGCUCUACUACGCUGGCGGGUUCGUCGACUCUUCAAUUCGUUCAAACGAAACAUUCUACCUAGAUCUUUCUAAUUCAUUCCAAACUAGUAGUCCACUUUGGGAAUCUUUGGGAGAAAUUAUCCCAGUUUCACCCGAUUAUUCUACCACUAUUCUUAGCCCGCUUGACAACUCUACAAUCUAUCUUAUUGGUGGUUACAUGGUAAACCCUAUAACAAACAUGCCAGAUUUAAAUAUAACAGUAUAUACAUUUGAUACAAUCAGUUUAAAAUGGAACGCGCUUCUUACAAACGGUAGUUCACGACAAGAAAUGGAUGCAGUGGUGGAUAGUUCGGGAAAAAUUUAUGUGUUUGGCGGACGUGGAACAAACACAGAUAAUUAUUAUAACGAUAUCAACAUACUAAAUAUUGGCACAAAUUAUUGGACAAAUAUUCCAGCAACUUCGAGUUCUCCUUACUCGCUAGCUGAUUAUACCGCCACACUUUUACCGAAUGGUAUUAUUGUUUAUAUUGGUGGAUUUACUGGUGUUGAUUUAAUAACUGAUCUAAAACAG
Acaulospora colombiana is the source of this 567-nucleotide messenger RNA. The record is from the annotation of a GenBank genome assembly. Lineage: Eukaryota; Fungi; Glomeromycota; Glomeromycetes; Diversisporales; Acaulosporaceae.